This is a messenger RNA of Astyanax mexicanus (Mexican tetra), 8980 nucleotides long. Its product is annotated as bromodomain adjacent to zinc finger domain protein 2B. The coding region runs from base 298 to 7434 and encodes 2378 amino acids. The transcript is spliced from 38 exons. NCBI's taxonomy places the organism in Eukaryota, Metazoa, Chordata, Actinopteri, Characiformes, Acestrorhamphidae. The record is from RefSeq and is a predicted model, not a curated record. Gene Ontology annotation, molecular function: protein binding; DNA binding.
GCAGAGUCUCCUUUAAUCUGGAGACUCAAACACACACACAUACACACCAACACACACACACACACACUGCUCAGCCGCUUCCCUGACAUCUGCUGCCGCUGCCUCCGCUUUCCGAGAGUCGAGGAGGAAGAGCUCUGUACUGUUCGCUGUGUUUUUCCCCCAUAAGAAGAGAGUGAGAUACUUUAACGGCACCUGAGCGGCGGAGGAGAUAAAGAAAGAGAGAGAGAGGUCUGGGAAGAUCGGAGGGUGAUUGAGCAGUAAUGUCCCUGCACUGAAGUCAAGCUGUCGUCAGUCAGUAUGGAGUCAGGAGAGAGACUGGCAUCCCCCACACACCCCCAGCCGUCUAUCAGAUCUACUGCCUCCCCUUCUUCCUCAUCACCAAACACAACAAACAAGAACGGGCAUUUGUUUCGGAUGGCAGGUGAUUCAGCGUUUGGAAUGCCAGCAGUGUCCAGUGCCUUCCCCUUGGUGACCCAUCCAGCCUUCAGUCUUUACUCCACUCUGACUGGACGCUCUCAAUUCGGAGGCCUGGGGACUCUGGGGCUUCCAGCAGCUCUUGCCACACAUCCCCAGCUUGGAGCUUUUCCAGACUGGUGGCGGGCAUCAGACACUGCACAGGUUCAUGGAGCAGCUGCUGCCCUCUUUCCCCCUCUCCUGGGCCUGCCCCCAUUGUUCAGCCCUCCAAGCCUGAGCACAGACCCCAGCCCUGGGCAAACGAACACCUCCAGCAAGAACAAACAGGCCUCUGCUAAAGGGUUGAAUGGCACAGUGAAUGGCAACAGCAAGUCCACUUCCUCUGGAGCGAGCUCAGCCUCCUCUUCACCCUCUCCAGCUCUUUCGACAAAUGAACAGAGCAAACCACAAACUCACAGCCAGAUGUCCAAACCCACUCUGAUCCACCAGAAUCACUGUAAAACCCCCAAAUCCACUCAUAACCACCUCAAAACCCAGUCGAACAAGUCAGAAAGCAAACCCCAGAAUGGCAGUAGGAACCACAAGAUCAAGGCAGGCCAAGUCCAGGACAAGUCCAGCCACAAAAAGGAGAAGAAACUGUGUAAGACAGUGGUGGAGAUUUCAAGUAACAGCGAUAGCCGUUCAGGAUGCAGCUCUGAUAGCUCCAGCGACACGCUCAGCAGCUUGGACUCGGCUGAUCUAGAAGACGACGACGAUGAUGAUGAUGACGACGACGAUGAUGAUGAUGAUGAGGAUGGAGCUCUGUGCAUCGCCAGCGAAGACUCCGACUCUGAGCGAGAGCAGAGAGUGAAGAAGAAGGUUAAGGGUUCAUCACAGACAGGCAAAGUGAAGAAUGAUUCUGCUGCUGGAAAAGAUGUACACUCUUUAGACCCUCACAUUAGCCUGCUCGCCACCUGCUUCCCCAGACAGAACUCCUCCCAGCCUCUCCCCCAGUCUCAGGCCAGCCCCCUCCUCUUCCAGAGCUCCAGGCCAAAAGCAGAGGCCAGCAAGCACACAAGUGUCAUUCAUGCUACAGGACUAGCAGCCAGCUCUAAGCCCCUCCCCCUCAUCGCCCAACCCAGCCGAGAUCGAGCCGCCUCCUCCAGACCCCCGGCCCCUUCUCCUAAACCCCUGUGUCUCACCUUAUCCCCCAAACCACCACCUCUCUCUUCUUCUCCAAAAAACCUUCCACCUUCUGCUUCUCCCAAACCACUCCCUCUUUCCUUAUCCCCAAAGCAUCGCUCUGUCUCUCCAUCUCCAAAACCGCUUUCUCUCUCCAUCUCUCCACAACCCCUCUCUCAUUCCACCUCCUCUCACAAAGCACACGCUGCCUCACCCCCCGCCAAAACUCCCUCUCCCAGACCUGCCUCCCUGGUACCUGAAAGCCUCAGGACAACCAGCAGGAGCUCCCCUGACAAGCUGCUCCAGCACACCAGUGACUUUUCUCAUCUCAAACAGGACCCCUUCAGACUUGUAUUUCCUGCACAGCUGAGAGAAACCCUAGAAGCCACUAAACUUCUGAAUAAAAUCACACCUCCCGGCGGACGUAAGCGCCAGUCUUCCCACAGCAAACAGCAACACUCCAACCUGUUCCUUCCCUCCGCCCUUCUAGAGAACCCCCAUCCCAAUGGAAUCAUUCACAGUGUCGAGCAGGAUGCCCCACUCGAUCUCAUAACCAAGCCUCGCUCCCAAACCUCCAAAACACCCGAUAAGCCAUUACUAGCAGCCGCCAGUCCUGGUUUUAACACUCCCAUCAACCUAACCACCGGCGCCAAGGAGCGCUCCACUGGACUCACUGCCCCGAGCAGAUCAGCCCAGCCUUCACCCAAUCCAAGCACCAGAGCAGCCCAGAGGAAGGCCUCCAGGCCUGUGCACAGAGCAGGAACACACAGUCACCUUCUCCAGUCCCUGGUGGACGUGUUCAGAGGAACAGAGUCAGAUAUUACCAGCAGCAAGGAUUCGGACGACUCAGUGAUGGAUGAGGAUGAGGCAGAGGAUGAAGAUGAUAAAGAUUCAGACGACAGUUUGACAGACUCUGGCAGUAAUCUGGACAGUGAUGACUCUGAUGAUGUUGACGAUGAUGAGGAUGAUCAGGAAGAUAAAGAUGAAGAAAUGGAGACUGAUACAGAGAAUGAGCAAACGCCACAGAAGCUCAGUAAAAGCGUGAGCUCCCUGACGAACAGCACCCCCACCAUGGUCUCCAGCUCCUCCUCCCUCAACUUACAGAUCCGUAAUCUUUCAGCUAUGCCCAUGUCCGCUCUUGUGACCAGCUCUGGCACUUUGGUCUAUCCCAGCACCCCGUCCUCAUCAAGCAGUCUGCCCACAACUCCAGGCUCAAGGAAGCGGAGGAGAGUGACGGAUGAGGGGGCGUUGCGGAGGCCUCUUGACUAUGGGUGGCAAAGAGAGAUCCGCAUCAGGAAUAUCUGUGGGCGGAUACAGGGAGAGGUUGCCUAUUACGCCCCCUGUGGCAAAAAACUUAAACAGUACCCGGAUGUCAUGAAGUAUCUAGCAAGGAAUGGAAUAAGUGAGAUCACGCGUGACCAUUUUAGCUUCAGCGCUAAAAUAAAGGUUGGGGACUUCUAUGAAGCUAGAGAAGGACCAGAGGGUUUACAGUGGUGCUUGCUGAAAGACGAUGAGAUCAUUCCUCGUAUCUUAGCAAUGGAGGGUCGCAGGGGCCGCCCAAAGAGCUUGGAGUUCCAGUGUCAGGCUGAUGCCUCUGGUAGUGAGCUCCUCCAUUCACGCAGCAGGAAGGGCAGGCAAUCUGCUAACAUGGGGGAGGCUGAAGCAGCUAGUGCUGCAGAUGCCAAACUACUGCGCAGGCUGGAAGCCCAGGCCUUUCUGGGCAUUAUGAUAGGCACUGAGCGAAUGAAUAAUCGCCCUCUACUUCCUGUUUCCUCUGGGUCAGAGAUUGCACGGCAGGCAGCUCAGAUAAAGCUGAUGCGAAAGCUGGAGAAGCAGGCACUUGCACGAGCUGCUAAAGAAGCGAAGAGACAGCAAGCCCUGCUGGCAGCGGAGGAGAAGCGGAAGCAGAAGGAACAGCUGAAGAUUCUGAAACAGCAGGAAAAGAUCAGAAGAAUCCAACAGAUCCGCAUGGAGAAGGAACUUCGGGCUCAGCAGAUACUCGAGGCAAAGAGGAAAAAGAAGGAAGAGGCUGCAAAUGCAAGAAUAUUAGAAGCUGAAAAAAGAAUAAAGGAGAAGGAACUGCGCAGACAGCAAGCCAUGAUUCUAAAGCACCAGGAGUUGGAGAGGCAUAGACUAGAUAUGGUAUGGGAACGGGAGAGACGGAGGCAGCACAUGCUGUUGAUAAAAGCCAUGGAGGCUCGGAAGAGAGCAGAGGAGAAAGAGCGCCUGAAGCAGGAGAAAAGAGACGAGAAACGCUUGAACAAAGAGCGCAAACUGGAGCAGAGGCGGCUUGAGCUGGAGAUGGCCAAAGAGCUGAACAAACCCAAUGAAGACAUGUGUCUGCCAGAUCAGAAGGCUCUGCCGGAAUUGUCUCGGUUGCCAGGGCUGGUCCUGCCGGGUAGCUGUUUUGCAGACUGUUUGAUGGUGAUGCAGUUUCUGCGCUGCUUUGGAAAGGUGCUGGGCUUAGACAGCAGCACUGAGUUACCUUCACUGCAUAUGCUACAGUCUGGACUGCUCAACCUGGGCCCCAGUUCAGCACAACUGCAGAACCUGCUCGUACGCCUGCUCUCAGCUGCAGUCUGUGACCCAGGCAUACCUCCAGGAUACAGAGCUAAAACGGCUCUUGGAGAGCACCUGUGCAGCGUGAACAUAAACCGGGAGAAUGCGUCAGAGAUCCUGCAGAUCUACAUGUCUGCUCAUUGCAGUCAGACUGAGCUUGCAUUUCUGGUUGAGAGCCUGAAAACCAAAGCCUUCCAGGCCCACACCCCCACUCAGAAAGCCUCCAUCCUGGCCUUUCUGGUCAAUGAGCUGGCCUGCAGCAAGAGCGUAGUCACUGAAAUUGACAAAAAUAUUGACCAUAUGACAAACCUCCGGCGAGACAAAUUGGUCAUUGAGGGCAGCCUUCGCAAGCUGAGAAUUAUCUACGCUAAGCGGACAGGGAAGCGCGAGAGCGGGAUAGGAGGUGAGGAGAGCCAAAAUCUAGGGACCCCCAGCUCCAGCCACAAGCGCAAGAGGAAAGUAGGAGACAGUGAGGAUGAUGACGACGAGGAAGAGGACAGUGAUGACCAGGGAGAGGAGGAGGAUGAUGAAGAGGAAGAGGGGCUGAAGAAGGGAAGGAAAACUGAGACCUGUGAAGAUGAGGAUGAUGAUCAGACAGCCAGCUUGGAAGAACUAGAGAGACAGAUUGAGAAAUUAACAAAGAACCAGAGUCUGAUCCGCCGCAAACUUUUUGAGUCAUCACAGUUCUUACGCUCCAUGAUGUUCGGACAAGAUCGUUAUAAGAGGCGCUACUGGGUCCUGCCUCAGUGUGGUGGUGUGUUUGUUGAAGGCAUGGAGAGUGGAGAAGGGCCAGAGGAGCUUCAGAAGGAGAGGGAAAGGAUGCAAAAUGCUCCGCAAGUCCAGGUAAAAGAGGAGCCCAUGGAGGUGCCUGCUGACAAAGCUCUCUGUGCCAGCCCGGAGGUGAAGAGAGAAGCACAUUCCCCAGACCCAAAGCAGGAAAAAGACUCACUUAACCUUUUCCUACAGAAGCCAGACUCCUUUUCCAAACUCAGCAAACUGCUGGAGGUAGCCAAGAUGUCCUCUGAGUCUCAAAGCCAGCCUCAAGGACUUCUGCCCCCUGCUGCCCACCUGCCCACAAACACUCCGCCUACAUUACCCAGCAGCCUUCACACACUUCCACAGUCUUCCACCCCAAACCAGGACGUUAAAUCUGAACUCACCGCUCCUCUCCUAAACCCUACAUUUCUUGGCAACCUGCAGCACCAGCUCCACAGUGACCAGCUCUACAGGGCUCUGACUGAGAAAAACGCUCAUUGGUUCAGCCUGCUGCCACGAUCGCCCUGCGAUAACUUCUCUCUGGCGAACAGUCUCACCCCUCCACCAUCGUCAUCCUCACCUCAGCCUUGCAAUACCAAAGCACAAUCACCUACCAACAACACAACUCAACCCCCCUCCUCUCUCUCUUCCAACAAUAACAACCACCACACAGUCUCCGACACCAGGACCCAGUCCCCUUCUUCUAUUUCCUCUGAUAUCAGCCAGCACUUCACCUCCUCAUCCAGACCCUCUACUCCUGCAGCAAUCACUAACUUUUCAUUAGCUGCUCUACAGAAGCCUGGGAUGCACUUGAUGGGUCUGCCAUUCUGUCAUUGGCCCAAAGGUCUGGCUGGUGUUAAUAUGCUGUUUGGUGGUGUGUCCUUAUCGCCCACACUGGGAAGGAUAUAUGCUGAGGCAGAAGGAAACGGAACCGGGAACCUUUUCCAGACGCCCACUAAGAGUGAGUCUCUGGAGCGGUCCUGUGAGAAGCCCCCUGCUGCUCCAUCCCCUGUUUUGGAAAUUAGUAAAAACCAGGACCUGCCCUUCCCGCAGCCAAUUCCAGAAGAGAUGCUGACUGGCUGGUGGAAGGUGUCUACUUUGGAGGAAUUGAGCAGUAUAGUGAAUGCAUGCCACUCGCGUGGGAUCAGAGAGAAAGUCCUGCAGAAACAGUUACAGAAGCACAUGGAGUAUAUAACACAAGUCUGUGCCAAGAACAAAGACGCUGCUGUGAUUGAUGUGUGUGAACUGAAACAGAGCCAGGUGUCUGAAGAGACCGUGCUGAGCUGGUGUGUAGAGGAGCAUGCCAUGGAUCUAGACAUUGCUGUGCUGCAGCAGGUGGAGGAGCUUGAGCGCAGAGUCACCUCAGCCAGUCUGCAGGUCAAGGGCUGGAUGCCUCCAGAGCCGCAGUCUGAGCGAGAGGACCUGGUUUAUUAUCAGCACAAGGCCGUCAGUGAGAAUGACAGCGAGCCAGCGGACAAAUUGGAAACAUCCAUUGUACGGCACGCUAAUAAUCCUUUGGACAUAGCAGUGGCACGUCUGUCUGAGCUGGAGCGGAGCAUCGAGAGAAGGUACCUGAAGAGCCCCUUAAGCACCACCAUUCAGAUCACUCUGGAUAACGUGGGUACGGUCACCGUACCAGCUCCUGCACCAUCCCCUAGUGCUGAUGGUGAUGGAGGUGAGGAGGAACUGGCUCCAGGGAUGAAGCAGUGGCGGAAAGCACUGAGUGAGGUGCGCAGUGGAGCCCAGCUUUCUCUGUGUUUGCAACAGCUGCAGCGCUCCAUUGCAUGGGAAAGAUCAAUCAUGAAAGUGUACUGCCAGAUGUGCCGGAAGGGGGACAAUGAGGAGCUGCUGCUGCUGUGUGAUGGCUGUGAUAAAGGAUGCCACACAUACUGCCAUAAACCUCAAAUCAGCACCAUCCCUGAGGGAGACUGGUUCUGCCCUGCUUGCAUAGCCAAGGCGAGUGAUUCAUCCCAGAAGAAUAAAAAGCAGGCCAGCCGGACUAGCGGAGGGGCAAAAAAGCCAUCCGAGGUCAAGCGCAGCAAGAAAGCAUGUGUAGCAGGAGAGGGCUCAGAAGAAGACUCGGCCAGCACCAGUGCCAGCAGCACACCCAAAAAAGGGACAAAGGAAACAAAGAAGAGAAAAACUGAGAGCUUGUCCACGGAUGCUGCCCAGGAGGAGAGCUCAGGACAAGUCAAAAAGGCCAAAACAACACGAGACAACAGUAAAGACCUGGAACUCUGCAGGUUGCUGUUGGCAGAGCUGCAGUCUCAUCAGGAUGCCUGGCCUUUUAUGAUACCAGUAAAUCCUAAAUCAGUCCCCGGAUACCGCAAGGUCAUCAAGAAACCAAUGGACUUCUCCACCAUCCGUGAGAAACUCUCCAACAGCCAAUACCAGAAUCUAGAGACCUUCAUCAUUGAUGUAAACUUGGUUUUUGAUAACUGUGAAAAGUUUAAUGAGGAUCAUUCUGAUAUCGGACGUGCAGGACACAAUAUGAGGAGAUUUUUUCAGCGGAGAUGGACGGAACUUUUAAAACAGAUUAACUAGAACUGGCUGCAAGUCCUUAACCUCAGUACACAGAGCAGCUUUCUGCUGCUGUUUCAGAUCUGUGAUCAAAAAAUGCACUCAUCUGCAGACGUCUCUGUUCACAGGAACACUUGAUACCAGCGUUUUACCAGUCUUCUUUACUGAUGGUGGAUGCACUUAGAUUGCUACAAAACAAAAUAGGGUGUUUUUUGUGCAAUAUCGGUUUUGUUUCUUUAAAGAAUUCCUUCACAGCCCUUAUUCAUUACAGAAUACAUCUGCCUGUACAUAUUUUACUAUUUGUGUUGUUGCUUUUUUUUAAUAAGCUUUAUUACAGUGAAUGUAUUUAAUUUUUGUUAAUUAUUUAUGAUUAAACUGGUCUUCAUUUUCUAUGAAAAGGAGGAAAUGUAAAAAAAAAAAAUCAUACUGAAUGUGCUGGAGCUUCGUGUUUUUGUUUGUUUUUUGGUCCUGAAAUAAAAAUCAGUAUAAAAAAAUGUUUACAUUGUUUGGUGCCUUAGCGGUACCAGUAGACACAUUACUGUAAUACAGAACUUGUGUACAAAAUGUGUUCAAACUAUUCAAAUGCUGAGACUACUACAUGUGUACAUAGUGUCCAUUUAUGUUCAUACUUGUUGUGGCAUAUGUAUGAUGUGUACAUAAUGUUGCAAACUUCCUUUAUGCCUUAGAUUUACUGAUUAAUGUUGAAAUUAUUUCACUCUGAUAUAGACUACAGUAUUACAGUGUUUAUGGCGCUGUUCAAACCCUAAACACUGUGGUCUCUUUCCACUUUCCUAGUGGCCUAGUCCUCUGUUAACACUGAAAUGAGUGCAUAUUUCUCUUCUGUUUAGAAAUCUUGAAUCUGUGGUUCUCAGUGCUACUGAUGGCGUACCCAUGUCCUGCACAUGUCUGUGUUUUCUAUGCUCUAGUUCCCUUUGAUUUAGCUCCUGAAUUAUAAUUAACUCAUUCAUUUGAGUGUGUUCAGAUAGGAAAAGUGAAUGGAACAUUUCUGCAGGACAGUCGAGCUCCAGGAGCAGACUGAGAACCAGGGUUUUAAAUCACACAAAACUGACAGACCUCAACUUUUCCCCUUCUGAUCAGAUCCCCCUUCCCAGUGCGGCUGAUCUCUGAAAACAAAAAUAGACCUGGAACAUGAAGGCCUCUGAUGUGCUCACAGCCUGCCAGCACAUCUUUUACUGUGUCUGCUCGCAGGACUCCAGCACGCUCAGAGAAUGCUAGUUCUGAGCCAUGAAAGCAGAGACAUGCCACAUGAUGAUUGAGAUUGAGACCUCCCCUGUGACCAGGCAUGGACGAGCCAUGAUGCAGCGCCUUCAGAAUUCCUGAAGCAUCUUUCCUGUUAGCUUUGGCCACAGAUACAAGGCUGUCACUAAUUCUCUGCUCAUGCUGUCUUUUCCAUCAUGCUGUGAUAACUUUUCUUCCAGAAGACCCUCAUGGGAAGAAAGGUUUUCUGCUGGUGCUGUUGUAAAAAUGUAGCAUCCCGGUCUAAAAAGUUUUAUUUUAACUAGUGUUGGGAGAGACCCAAACUUAAUAAAUGAUGUUUCUAAACUUAGAA